This is a messenger RNA of Dendroctonus ponderosae (mountain pine beetle), 1695 nucleotides long. RefSeq names its product protein lifeguard 1-like. The record is from RefSeq and is a predicted model, not a curated record. Gene Ontology annotation, cellular component: membrane. The transcript is spliced from 4 exons. The coding region runs from base 178 to 1125 and encodes 315 amino acids. Lineage: Eukaryota; Metazoa; Arthropoda; Insecta; Coleoptera; Curculionidae.
UCAUUCAUCUGCGUAGACAUUGACAGACGUUAAUAGACAGGGAUUUCCAGGAAAUUCCAGUGCUUCAGGAAAAGUGUUCUAGAUAAAUACUUUUAGUAAAGUGCAUUAUUUAACGAUAAACAGUCGUUUUUCUCAUUAUUUAUCGCAGGAUAUUUUGCAAGCUGCUGAACAUUGAGGAUGGCCUAUAACUACAACCAAGGACCGUAUGCAGGGCAACAACAGCCCGGCUAUGGCCCACAACCAGGCGUCUAUCCGCCUCCUCCGCAAGGAUAUCCUCAGGGCGGCUACCCCCAACCAGGCGGUUACCCAAGUGCGCCCCAACCGGGUUUCCAGCCUCCUCCCUAUGGGGAUCCGUAUGGGGGGGCCAACCAAGGUGAAGCAUUUCCGUUUAAUUCUAACAACGCACAUGAUGGAUAUGGAGGCUACGAUGCUGAAGAUCCCGAAGUCAAAGGCUUCGACUUCUCAGACCAAUCGAUCAGACGUGGAUUUAUUCGAAAAGUCUACUCUAUUCUGAUGGUUCAGCUCGCCAUCACCAUGGGCUUCAUCGCGCUGUUGUGCUACGAACCGAAAACCAAAGCCUUCGUCCACAACACGCCCAGCUUGUUCAUUGUGGCUCUUGUGGUGAUGAUCGUUGCAAUGAUCACAUUGGCAUGUUGUGGAGAGGUCAGAAGAAAGGCUCCUAUUAACUACGUGAUGCUGUUUAUAUUCACCAUAGCGGAAGGGUUUUUAUUGGGCGUCAGUGCCAGCACUUACAAGCAGGAUGCUGUGCUGAUGGCUGUUGGUAUAACUGCGGCGGUUUGUUUGGCUUUGACUCUGUUUGCCUUUCAAACGAAGUACGAUUUUACCAUGAUGGGUGGGGUUCUGUUGGUUGCCGUCAUCAUUCUGUUGGUGUUUGGUAUUGUGGCAAUGUUUGUGCACAACAAGAUCGUGCAACUGGUGUAUGCCUCCCUAGGGGCUCUGAUCUUUUCCAUCUACUUGGUCUACGACACUCAGCUGAUGAUGGGCGGCAAGCACAAGUACAGCAUUUCUCCCGAAGAAUACGUCUUUGCCGCUUUGAAUCUGUAUUUGGAUAUUGUCAACAUCUUCAUGUACAUUUUGGCCAUUAUUGGCCAUGCCCGGGAUUAAUCGUUUCAUCUUUCGUUGUUUCUUGUUUUAUUUUCAGCUCUACAAUGAUUCUUGUAUAAAUAUUGUUUAGUAGACCACAGGAGCAGUUCGGGUUAAGGGAACAACGCGGAUUGGAGAAUUUCGUUUGACUAAUUAUUCUGCUGAGAGCGUCUCCAAGAUAUUAUCGUUUUAUUGCUGAAAGCAAAGCGCCUCGAAAACUAUCAAUAAUCAGCAUUUGUUUAGGUUACUUGAACAAGUCUGGCCUGUACUGAACGUCCUUGCAAAAGUUUCUCAGUAUAUUAAAAAAGCGAUAAUAUUACUUUUAGUCCUUAGAUUAAGGGGUUUCCAUACUGUAUGCAGAAAUUCCGUACGUAUGUGAUAAGUUUGUAUUUAAUGUAUUAUUAUUAAUCCACUUAACUACAAUGAUCGGUUUCUAGUGGGAUGUGCAUCUUAAAGGUAGCUCUGGCACAAACCACACACUUGGAACGAACAGUUCUAUUGUUAACCGCUUAGUCUCAUCUAGAAUUAUAUGUUAAUUAUGCCAGGUUACAUACAGUACAUCUGCUGUGAAAAUAUAUGUUUAAUAAAGUU